AUGGCGAUUGGCCUGGCAGCUCUGGGGCUCCUCGCUUUCCUGCUCGGCUGCUCGGGAACCUUUGCCCAACCCCAAAACUCGGAGCCAGCCGCCGAGUGCUCCCUGACCGGCACCUGGAGGAAUAACCUGACCAACACCAUACACAUCGAGAGCGUCAGUGACACGGGGGUGUUCAGCGGCAUCUUCUAUACACCACUGCGGUACUCCAUACACAUCUUUCCAGCCGCGCUGCAGGGCAUCCAGCACCGGGGGCUCCAGCCCACCUUUGGCUUCACCAUCAGCGGGAUCUCCGAUGGACCCACCGGUGUCUUUGUGGGCCAAUGUCUGGUGGAUGAGAACGGAAAGGAACAGCUGAGGACAACCCGGCUAUAUCGUGAGCAUGUGGAAUCCGCAGCAGAGGAUUGGGGGGCGACCCGCGUUGGCACGGACAUCUUCUGGCGCAUCAAGUGAGAGGGUGAAGAGAGCAAGGCUUCCCUGUUUCUGACUUGGGGGGCCUUGGGGGGGGGUGACCUUUCCAACCUCACCGAUC
This is a messenger RNA of Crotalus tigris (Tiger rattlesnake), 529 nucleotides long. Its product is annotated as avidin-related protein 1-like. NCBI's taxonomy places the organism in Eukaryota, Metazoa, Chordata, Lepidosauria, Squamata, Viperidae. The record is from RefSeq and is a predicted model, not a curated record. The transcript has 4 exons. Bases 1 to 450 code for a protein of 149 amino acids. Gene Ontology annotation, molecular function: biotin binding.